Molecule: messenger RNA, 1039 nt
Organism: Lotus japonicus
Lineage: Eukaryota; Viridiplantae; Streptophyta; Magnoliopsida; Fabales; Fabaceae
Exons: 1
Coding region: 145-888 (247 amino acids)
Cellular component (GO): plasma membrane
Source: RefSeq, a predicted model, not a curated record
ACCCCUUCUGCACUUUCCUUAACCCAUAACUCCAUUAAGAAUAAAUAAAUACCUUCAUCUUAAUCUCCACUCGUCCAUCUCUUCCUCAUUGCUUUGCUUGAUUAGAAUGACCUUUUUCUAGCACCAUCUACUGAAAACUGAAGCAUGCUUGCUCUCCCACCCCCACCUUCACUCUCAUCCCCAGCGACAAACCAAACCAAACCACUCUCUCUAGACCAAAUUGUCAUAUCAAAACAACCCACAAACCAUCUUUCUCUGGAACCAAAUUCAUCAAAUUCAGCUAAAACAAAGUUAAGCAGGCCACCAGCACUAAGGUUUCAAAGGACCAAUCCAAUCAUAUGGUUUGCUUCAGUUUUGUGCCUCAUAUUCAGCCUUGUACUCAUCUUCUUUGGUGUUGCAACUUUGACCAUCUUCCUAGGAAUCAAACCAAGAAACCCCACAUUUGACAUCCCCAAUGCAAACCUCAAUGCUUUGUAUUUUGACUCCCCACAAUACUUCAAUGGUGACUUCACCCUCCUUGCCAAUUUCACCAACCCCAACACCAAAAUUGAUGUGAGCUUUGAGUCUUUGGAUAUUGAGCUUUUCUUCUCAGACAGGAUCAUAUCAUCGCAGUCGAUCGAGCCGUUUACUCAGAGGAGAAGGGAAAGCAGGUUGCAAUCACUGCACUUCAUAUCAAGUUUGGUGUUUUUGCCUAAGGAUCUUGGUGUGAUGCUUGAAAAGCAGGUGCAGAGUAACUUGGUCAAUUACAAUGUAAGAGGAACAUUUAAAGUGAGAGUCACUUUGGGGCUCAUUCAUUUGUCUUACCUGCUGCAUAGUAGAUGCCAGAUAGAGAUGACUAGUCCUCCAACUGGUGGUUUAGUAGCUAGGAAGUGCAUAACUAAGCGAUGAAGAUGCUGGGUUGUUUAGAAUUCUUCAUGCUUUUUGCUGCUUUUUGCUCUGUUUAGAUUCUUAGUUUGUAUGUUUAGUAUGUAUAUACACAUACUAUAUGAUUUUCAAUGGUACAGGAAAAAAAGGGAAGAUGAUUGAUGUUAUAUUUGGA